Camelina sativa (false flax) is the source of this 486-nucleotide messenger RNA. RefSeq names its product outer envelope membrane protein 7. Lineage: Eukaryota; Viridiplantae; Streptophyta; Magnoliopsida; Brassicales; Brassicaceae. The record is from RefSeq and is a predicted model, not a curated record.
GUUGUUGAAGAUAAAAUCAGUGUGGAGAGACAAACGAGUGUUUAAGCAAAGAAGAAGAAGAAGAAGCGAUGGGGGAAAAGUCAGUAGAAGCGCAUUUCCCGAAGCUGGAGAAACCCACAGGAAAGAAACAGACAGCGACGGUGGUCGUGGGAGUGUUGGCGGUAGGAUGGUUGGCGAUAGAGCUCGUGUUUAAGCCAUUGUUCAAGAAGCUGAGCUCACCAAAGGACAAACCCGAUCCCGACACUACCACCACCGUUCCUCCUCCCCCGUCGGACGCUCUUUAAUUUGUAGUUUUCUUUUACUUUAUAAUAAUUAAUGAAGGUUUGUUUACAAAUCUUGUUGUGUUUUCUUUUCUUGCUUUUUUCUUUGUAAUCUCCUUCGCUUCGUUUUUUUUACUGCUUUUGAUGAUGUCUUUAAAUUAAUAAUUUCCCCCUUUCCCUUUUCAAUAAAAAUCCCCGAUAAAGAUUAAUAAAGGAAUUAUUAGCA